This is a messenger RNA of Psylliodes chrysocephalus, 985 nucleotides long. The record is from the annotation of a GenBank genome assembly. NCBI's taxonomy places the organism in Eukaryota, Metazoa, Arthropoda, Insecta, Coleoptera, Chrysomelidae.
GAAAAAUGGCCUAAAAGCAAAAUAAAAACUAAACGACAUUGACGUUUAGAUCUGUCAUACUAGACGUCAACAACAUCGACUUGUCAAACAAACUAGAAAAAUGGACACAGCAAUCGCAACACUAGUUCCAGACAAUGUUCUCGAAGUAAUAUUUUCCUUUCUAACAUUACACGACUUAAGAAAUUGCUCUCUCGUAUGCAAAAGGUGGUAUAGUUUCCUAAACGACGAAAAUAACGACGUGUGGCGGUUACAUUGUGUCAGAAAACUAGCAGAAGAAGCUCUAAAAUCAGAUCUUCUGAGCUCUGUCCCCACCUACAAAGCCAAAUUAAGAGCCUUUCACCACGCUUGGAAUCCAAAUGAUUGUUCUAGGAAUAUUUAUAUCAAACCAAACGGUUUUACGCUGCAUCGAAAUCCUGUAGCUCAAAGUACGGAUGCCUCAAGGGGAAAAAUAGGAUUUAGACAUGGUAGACAUGCAUGGGAAGUGAUAUGGGAAGGCCCUUUAGGAACUGUUGCAGUUAUAGGAAUAGCAACUAAAGACGCUCCUCUCCAAUGUCAUGGCUAUGUUGCUCUUCUAGGUUCAGAUGAUCAAAGUUGGGGUUGGAAUUUAGUAGAUAAUCAUUUAUUACAUAAUGGAGAUGCCCAGGGCAACUAUCCUAUGCUUAAUAAUGCUCCUAAAUAUCAGGUUGGAGAAAGGAUACGAGUCAUAUUAGAUUGUGAUGACAACACAUUGUCAUUUGAAAAGAAUUAUGAAUUUUUAGGAGUGGCAUUUAGAGGUCUCCCAGACAAGAAAUUAUAUCCGACCGUAUCAGCCGUGUAUGGUAACACGGAAGUAUCGAUGGUCUAUCUCGGCCCACCGUUGGAUGGCUAACAUACCAUCAGAUGAGCACUAGUCGAAUAAAUUCAAAAAACCAAAGAAACUGGAGAGAGAUUAACAAACGUCUGUUUCAAAGAUGGUUCAAUUCAGGAUAACGUUGGUUAGCGUAAG